AGCUUCAAGAAAGAGAAAGACAGCUUCAAGAAAGAGAAAGACACCUCUCUCUCUCUCUCAUGGCACUAGAAGGCUACGCCCCGCAGAACCCAGAAAAAGUGUACACCGAUGUCCUGUCGGAAGCUAGACAAGCUUGCUACAAGGCUCGUGACGAAUUCUACGCGUGUUUGGAGAGGGAAUCGAACAAGAAGCCAACCGAAAUCGCCACCGUCGGACUGCUCUACCCCGUGGAAUGCAAGAAAUGCAGGGACAAAUUCGUCAACCAAUGUCGAUCCACUUGGGUGAAGCAUUUUGAUAGGCAGUAUGCGUCGAAGAAGAAGAGGCUUUUGGAUGACAAUGAGUCCAGAAGAGGUCCGUUGUCACUUCCACAGCCUUACACUUUCAAACCCAGUAGUUGAUUCAUUGGUUUAUACGAAUAGACAUGUGGCUGUUGUUGAAAAAUUAUUUCUUGGCUUGGCAUAUUGAUGAAUUCCAAUUGUAAAGUGAAUAAGUUUUGGAUUGAGUUAUUUGGGCUCUACGGCUGAUUUCGUAUAUGGAAAUGUUAGGAUGUGCUUUA
Molecule: messenger RNA, 556 nt
Organism: Rhododendron vialii
Lineage: Eukaryota; Viridiplantae; Streptophyta; Magnoliopsida; Ericales; Ericaceae
Exons: 3
Coding region: 60-398 (112 amino acids)
Cellular component (GO): mitochondrion; respiratory chain complex IV
Source: RefSeq, a predicted model, not a curated record